This is a messenger RNA of Centropristis striata (black sea bass), 1386 nucleotides long. It is a transcript of the gene gdf3, whose product is annotated as growth differentiation factor 3. Lineage: Eukaryota; Metazoa; Chordata; Actinopteri; Perciformes; Serranidae. Gene Ontology annotation, molecular function: cytokine activity; growth factor activity. Gene Ontology annotation, cellular component: extracellular region. The record is from RefSeq and is a predicted model, not a curated record. Gene Ontology annotation, biological process: BMP signaling pathway; SMAD protein signal transduction. The coding region runs from base 16 to 1161 and encodes 381 amino acids. The transcript is spliced from 2 exons.
UGAGGACAAGCCAACAUGAGGCCUGACGGGGCUUCUCUGCUGCUGCUGCUGGCGGUGUGUUUCCUCGGUGUGUGUGCUCUCUCACAUGUGGAGGAGAUGAAGAGUCAGGAGCGGCUCUUCCUCAACUCUCUGGGGCUCUCCGGGCGGCCUCGGCCCGCGGGGAGCCACCAGCCCCGGCGCCACGUCCCCUCCGCGCUCUGGAGGAUGUUCCGGAGGUCAGAGAACGUCCAGGCCGGGGAGAGCGACCCCUGCACGGUGUCCGAGUACGGAGUCCGCGGCAACAUCAUCCGAUACGUGCAAGACCAAGGCAGGCUGCUGUCUGGCUGGAGCAGCAGCUGUCAGGCCUGUCUGGAGAAGCAGCUUUUCUUCAACAUGUCUGUCCUGCAGCCUGUGGAGCUGCUGUCUCUGGCUCAGCUGGAGAUCAAGUUCCACUGGAAGCCCUUCAGACCUGCGGAGCUCCUGCAGACACCCGGGGCCCUCAGCGUGUCUCUGUAUAAAGUGAUUCGAGCCACACUGAGGGGAGCCAAUCCCCAGGCAAACCGCAGACUCCUGCUGUCCCAGUCGGUGCAGCUGCAGCCCGAGCCCUCCUCCAUCACCAUGGACCUCACCCCGCUGGCUGAAAGCUGGCGCAAACCGGGACGCAACUACGGUUUGGUGUUAGAGCUGCUGCCUUUCAACGCAGAUCCAGAAGAGCUGCUCUCUUUCCACCCUGGGAACUCCCUCCCUUUGGAGCCAGCCUUCAGCCUGCCUCUGGUCCAGGCCUCGCUGGUGGCUGUGUCCCUCAACCCCCACCAGUGUCGCUCCAGACAGAGAAGAAGCGCUGUCCACCUCCCCGUGACGCCCAGCAACGUGUGCAAGGCCCGCCGCCUCUACAUCGACUUUAAAGACGUGGGCUGGCAGGACUGGAUCAUCGCCCCGCAGGGCUACAUGGCUAACUAUUGCCACGGCGAGUGCCCGUUCCCGCUCAGUGAGAGUCUGAACGGCACCAAUCACGCCAUCCUGCAGACUCUAGUGCACUCUCUGGACCCGCACGGCACGCCACAACCCUGCUGCGUCCCCAUUCGCCUCUCCCCGAUCUCCAUGCUCUACUACGACAACAACGACAACGUGGUGCUGCGACAUUACCAGGACAUGGUGGUGGAUGAGUGCGGCUGUCGAUGACAACUGACAAUCAAGUAUCCACAGGUUAAGCUUCUUGGAGUUUGUUUCUUAAUGUGACUUAAUGCUGUUUGUCAGAUGACGUCUUUAAUGUUAAGUGCUUAAGUCAAUUAUUUUAAAGAAUUCAUCAUUUGUAUUUGUUUGUUCUUAGAGAAAUGUGGACAUAUUUUUUAAUAGGAAUGUUAAUAAAAAUUGCAAUAAAGCUACACUGGAGGACUGAAUUUCAAA